Trematosphaeria pertusa is the source of this 2104-nucleotide messenger RNA. Its product is annotated as general substrate transporter. Gene Ontology annotation, molecular function: carbohydrate:proton symporter activity. Gene Ontology annotation, biological process: carbohydrate transport; transmembrane transport. NCBI's taxonomy places the organism in Eukaryota, Fungi, Ascomycota, Dothideomycetes, Pleosporales, Trematosphaeriaceae. The transcript is spliced from 5 exons. The record is from RefSeq and is a predicted model, not a curated record. Bases 219 to 1865 code for a protein of 548 amino acids. Gene Ontology annotation, cellular component: membrane.
ACCGGGAAAGUCGCCACGGUCCCUGCGAUGCUAGGGCAGCUUGGAGGCCGCGAUGGAGACUCUUAUAUCUCAAUUGGAUCCACUUCGGACGGUGGUUCAAUGGUAGCGGUGUACAGCGGGUCGCAACUGCCUCAAAGUUCACCGCAAUUUCCCCCCAGGAUUAAAUUUUUUCUUCGGCUUGUUCGCAGCCCGGGAAUAACUUUCCUUCUUCAACCAACAUGAAGAAGUUCUACGGCCUCACAGGCCUUAAACUCAACAUCGCCAUCGCCAUUGUGGCAGGCACUGAUUUCGCCCUGUUCGGCUAUGAUCAGGGUGUUAUGGGUGGCCUCCUCACGCUGCCCUCCUUCCUAGCUCACUUUCCUCAAAUCGACACUGCAAACCCGCCGCCGGGAAGCAACCCCAGCCAUGCCUCCAACAUCCAGGGCAUCACCGUCGGCGGAUACACACUCGGCUGCUUCUUCGGCGCUGUCGCGACCAUCUGGCUCGGUAACAUGCUCGGACGUAAACGCACUAUUUUCACCGGAAGUUCCAUUAUGGUCAUUGGGGCCAUCCUGCAGGCUUCUUCGUUUGGCCUGCCCCAGCUUAUCGUUGGGCGAUUGAUUACGGGCUUCGGGAACGGCAUGAAUACGUCCACUGUACCGACGUGGCAGGCUGAGACUUCCAAGUCCCAUCGACGUGGGCAGAUGGUCAUGAUAGAGGGCUCCCUCAUUGUUUUCGGCGUCAUGCUCAGUUACUGGCUUGAUCUCGGCUUCUCCUUCCUCGAACCCAGCACCAUCUCCUGGCGCUUCCCCAUCGCCUUCCAGAUUGUCCUCGCCCUCUUCAUCCUCGCCACUAUCCCGGGUCUCCCUGAAUCCCCCCGAUGGCUCGUCCUUAAAGGGAGGGAAGAUGCCGCCCUUCAAGUGCUUUGUGCGCUUAGCGACCUCCCGCCCGAGGACAAGAAGAUUCAGAGCGAAUUCCAGGCCGUCAAGGAUACGGUGUUUGAGAUGUCGAGAGGAGGGUUCAAGGAUUGCUUUAAGAUGAAUCGGAAUCGGAACUUUCAUCGGACGGCGCUGGCUUAUGUCAACCAGAUGUUUCAGCAGAUCAGCGGUAUCAAUAUUAUUACGUACUACGCCGCGACAAUCUUCGAGCAAAACAUCGGUCUUUCCGGCUUUCUCAGCCGCCUGCUGGCUGCUUGCAAUGGCACGGAGUAUUGGAUGGCAUCCUGGAUCGCCAUCUUUACCAUCGAAAAAUUCGGGCGACGUUCGCUCAUGAUCUUUGGCGCUGCAGGCCAGGCAGCAUCGAUGGCCGUCCUAGCCGGCACAACCAGUAAAGUCAGCACCGGUAUGGGUAUCACAGCGGCUGUGUUCCUCUUCGUGUUCAACUCUUUCUUCGCCAUAGGCUGGCUCGGGAUGACAUGGCUAUACCCCGCCGAGAUCACACCCCUCAGCAUCCGUGCCCCAGCUAACGCUAUUUCCACGACCGCAAACUGGAUCUUCAAUUUCAUGGUCGUAAUGGUCACACCCGUUGCCUUCGCCAACAUCGGGUACAAGACCUACGUCAUCUUCGCCGUAAUCAACGCCUUCAUGGUCCCCUGCGUGUACUUCUUCUUUCCCGAAACCGCCUACCGCUCGCUCGAGGAAAUGGACGAGAUCUUCCACAAGACGACGAACGCGUUCAACGUGGUCCAGAUCGCAAAUGACUUGCCGCAUCGCUACGAUAAGCAUGGCGAGCUGCUGAUCAGCUACGAGGAGACGGAGGAGGCACAUGUGAUGGCUGAGAGGAGAAGGAGCAGUAUUGCGGCCCAGGGAGGUAUGCCGACGGGGAUGAUGAAUGGUGUUAAUGGAGUGGGGGAUGAGGAGAAGGGAGCUAGGGAGUAUAAGGAGUGAGAGGAAUACACUGAGGAAGAAGUGUAUAGGAGGGACAGGACGGGCAUGGCUGAGGCAUAGGCUUACAUCACUCACUGCGAGGGCUUAUAUGCAGUCCUUCGUGCAUAGCCUGGCCGCUAAGUACUUGUGGUCACUUUACAUUCGUGUGCUUGUCUACAUAUAUGCAUUUCCAUCGGUAAUUGGGCAACGGAGCCUGAAGUCAUAUCAAUCUAAGUCGAGGAGAAAAACUUACAGUCUGA